Aphanomyces invadans is the source of this 1858-nucleotide messenger RNA. RefSeq lists its product as hypothetical. NCBI's taxonomy places the organism in Eukaryota, Oomycota, Saprolegniomycetes, Saprolegniales, Verrucalvaceae. The transcript has a single exon. Bases 45 to 1760 code for a protein of 571 amino acids. The record is from RefSeq and is a predicted model, not a curated record.
CCGUGGUACGAAAAGCAAGGACUGGCGGCACCACGGACGCCAUCAUGAUGCCGCGCCAGCUCCUUCGGAGAGCAAAUCGCCUUGCGACGCAACCGACUUGGAGCCGCUCUGCACAACCAUCCGUCUGCAUCGCUCACUACAGCGAAUUGGUGUUCAACCCUGUUUCGUUGCAACGCCACGCCCCCAAAGAAACAACGCUAAGUCCUCAAGCCACGCCGAAGCCACCAGCCAAAUUUGAAUCCGAUCGAGUCCUGGUGAAUGAGGAAACACCAUCGAUCAUGGAACAUUUCAGAAAGAAGGAGUACGAACAAGUUGUGAAGGCUGUGGGCGACUUGAUCGUGAAGAAUGACCCCAUCAACGACAUUACGUGGGGGAAGUACUUGCAGGCCAUGAACCACUUGUGUCAAUUCGAAGAUGUUCUUACGCGGUUCAAAGUUCUCUUGGCAGAGUAUGGUGCGUCCAUGUGGCGCUAUGAUCGCAUGGACCUCGUCCAUUCGGCCAUCUUUGCGGCCAAGGCACUGCGACGAGGCGACCUGGCGCUCAUGAUCGUCCAAGAAUCACGCCGCCAUGGCGCCAUGUACUUGCAAUGCAGACACUACUUUGACGCGAUGUGGGCCAACUCGAUAGUGCUUAUUCCGGGCAAGGGCUACUCCGACCUGCCUCGAUACAAACCAGCACCCCUCCAGAAUGCACUUGCCAUCGCUCGUCUGGCUGCCGAAGACGGCUACAUCAUGCCACCCCAUGCAUGGUUUGAGCUGACCAAAGCAAGCAUCCACUAUAACCACCCGUCCGAGGACAUCCUGGCGCUGACAGCCAUGCUAGCCAAGCACACACCGACAAUGCUCCCGAACGCCAAGACGCUCUUCCGCGCCUUGUCGGCCCCCAUGCACGCGCGGCGUCACGAGUUGUCUGUCCAAAUGUUCCGCCUAUGGGUGCCGCACUUGCCACGAUACUCUGCUGAGGAUGCGUCCCGGCUGUGCGAAGUUGUAUUGAAGCCGUUGUGUCGGCUUGGAAUGGCACCAAAGGCGCUGUUGCGCUCCCAUGCGCAGGGGACAACUUCGGAUCCAGUGCUGUCGCAAGCCGCAUGCCUGGCGAUGGUAAGUGAAAUCGUCGACACGAUGGUUCGGAACAAAAUUCGCAUGCGGUCGCAUGUCCUGCGCGAGUUCUACCUUCCGCUCGUGGUGCCGUCGUUGUCGGCACCGCUCUUCCUCGCGCACGUCAAGUCGAGCAGUCCAUAUACGCUUGAGCUCAAUGCAUAUGUGCUGCACGUGGCGCUGCGCGAGUAUGUUGUGCGGGGACAGGUCGACAGCGUCAACGUGCUACUUCAAACAGCCCUGACACACGACAUCGAAGUCACUUGGUCCACGAUCGACUUGAUCUUGGCCAUGUUUACUCGAGUUGGCGCCUACUACGAUACGACAGCGCUCGUCGAGACCAUUCUCGGCGACGAUGAUGACAUCGCCGAUGACGUCGGAUCAAGCAAUACCGGUGAUACUGCGGUGAAGGAUACGUUAACCGAAGAUGCCGUGCCAGACUUUGUGUACAGGCAGGCCAUGCAUGCCUACAUGGAAUCGUAUCGGUACGAGGCUGCCGAUGCAUUUUACAAGCGCCAUCUUGGAAAACGCCACGACGAGUUCGCCAAGUCGAUGGCGCUAGUGGCCGCUGCCGCACGACGGCUGCAGGAGCGAGUGGUCGACGCUUCUGCGAUACCUGUCGCGCCUCCCACCAACCUUUUCACAUCAAAACCUGCCCAAGCAUGAUGGCCACAACGAUGCGCACGUUUAAGCUAGAGAACAUACCAAAUACCCUGUGAAACUACUUCUUAUGGUACAAAUACAAUGGCACGUUGUCGAACGGU